This is a messenger RNA of Cladophialophora bantiana CBS 173.52, 894 nucleotides long. RefSeq lists its product as uncharacterized. The transcript is spliced from 2 exons. Gene Ontology annotation, molecular function: glutathione disulfide oxidoreductase activity. Lineage: Eukaryota; Fungi; Ascomycota; Eurotiomycetes; Chaetothyriales; Herpotrichiellaceae. The record is from RefSeq and is a predicted model, not a curated record. Gene Ontology annotation, biological process: cellular response to oxidative stress. Bases 1 to 894 code for a protein of 297 amino acids. Gene Ontology annotation, cellular component: Golgi lumen; cis-Golgi network; cytoplasm.
AUGUCGGGCAUGCGGCGCAGCCAGGCCGUGGGCCUCACCCUUGGCCUUCUCUUCAUCUACUUCCUCUUCUUCUCUGGCUCGGGUUCGAACACAGACUUCCGCAAAACUACCGAAGCCUCGUUGUCGCGCCGUCGAGGCAUCUUGCGAGGUGCCUUAUCCGACAAAGAGUUGACUGCGCAAACCAAUCACGAGUUGCAGAUGAUUCUGGACAGGCAGAAGGAAAGACUACAACGAGAUGAAGAUCAAAUGAUCUUUGACACGGCGCCCGUUCACGGCAAUCAUCCCUAUACUUCAACGAUCAGUUUUGACGACGACGAGGUUAGUAUAGGUGGGAGGAAGACCAUGCCGAAAGAGAAGCCCAAGUACCCCGUCGACACAGCCAAGGCUACGCAUGCCACGGAUGUCGCAGCGGAUGGAAAGGGUGAGGAAACCGCAUACAAUGGGAACAAAGUCGAAAAGGCAAAGGAUGACGGAGAGGAUAUGGCACGGCAAGAGUUGCAAAGCAUUUUGAAGAAGAGUCCGAUUAUCAUAUUCUCCAAAUCCUACUGUCCCUAUUCGAAACGCGCCAAAUCCCUCCUACUGGAGACCUAUACCAUCACUCCAGCCCCUUACGUAGUGGAGCUCGACCUUAUGACCACUCCCGUUCCCAAACCGCACGGCGCCGAUGAAGAUGACGAUGCGCCUGCUCCCACACUUGGCCGCAAGUUGCAAGAUCUGUUAGCGACCCUGACGGGUCGACGGACUGUGCCGAAUAUCAUGAUCAACGCGCAGAGUCUAGGGGGGAGCGACGAUAUUGUCAAAAUGCAUAUGGAGGGGACAUUGGAGGAAGAAAUCAAGAAGAUGGGCGGCAAGAGGAUUGUUAGUGUCGAAAAGAAGCACAAGGAUGGGAAAUGA